AAGCCUCAUCACACUUCCACCAUCACAAAUCACAACAAAUCCCCAUUUCUACCAUCAAAUUGAUCACCAUGGAAAUGAAAUUUCCUUAUGUAGUUGUUGCUUGGAUAGCCACUUUGGCCAUCCUCCUCCUCUCCCGCCGUAUCCGCCGCCGCAAACUCAACCUUCCCCCCGGACCAAAACCAUGGCCCCUAAUUGGAAACCUUGACUUAAUUGGCUCUCUGCCUCACCAAUCCAUUCAUCAACUCUCCAAAAAAUACGGCCCCAUAAUGCAUCUUCGUUUCGGAUCAUUCCCUGUGGUCGUUGGAUCCUCCGUUGAAAUGGCAAAGAUUUUCCUCAAAACACAAGAUCUCAAUUUCGUGUCGCGCCCGAAAACCGCGGCGGGAAAAUACACAACUUAUAACUAUUCCGAUAUUACUUGGUCUCAGUACGGCCCUUAUUGGCGGCAGGCUCGUAAGAUGUGUUUGAUGGAGCUUUUUAGUGCAAGAAGACUUGAUUCUUAUGAGUAUAUACGUAAGGAAGAAAUGAAUGCUCUGCUUAGAGAAAUUUAUAAGUCUUGUGGUGAAGUAAUUAAGAUUAAGGAUUAUUUGUCUACGGUGAGUUUGAAUGUGAUAAGUAGGAUGGUGUUGGGAAAAAAAUAUACGGAUGAAUCAGAAAAUGGGAUAGUUAGUCCAGAUGAGUUUAAGAAAAUGUUGGAUGAGUUGUUUUUGCUGAGUGGUGUGUUGAAUAUUGGGGAUUCAAUUCCAUGGAUUGAUUUCUUGGAUUUGCAAGGGUAUGUGAAGAGAAUGAAGGCUUUGAGUAAGAAAUUUGAUAGGUUUCUUGAACAUGUGUUGGAUGAACAUAAUGAAAGAAGAAAGGGAGUUGAGAAUUACGUGGCUAAAGAUAUGGUGGAUGUUUUGUUGCAAUUGGCUGAUGAUCCUGAUCUUGAAGUUAAACUUGAAAGACAUGGAGUCAAGGCUUUUACUCAGGACCUUAUAGCAGGUGGUACAGAGAGUUCAGCAGUGACAGUAGAAUGGGCAAUGUCAGAGCUGUUAAAAAAGCCAGAGAUAUUCAACAAGGCAAGAGAAGAACUCGACAGAGUAAUUGGAAGAGAAAGAUGGGUAGAAGAGAAAGACAUUAUAAAUUUACCUUACAUCGAUGCAAUUGCGAAAGAAACAAUGAGAUUGCACCCAGUGGCUCCAAUGUUAGUGCCAAGAAUGACUCGAGAGGAUUGUCAAAUUGCAGGGUAUGACAUAGUCAAAGGCACUAGAGUGUUUGUGAAUGUAUGGACAAUUGGUAGAGACCCAACAGUGUGGGAAAAUCCACUUGAAUUUAAGCCAGAAAGGUUCAUGGGAAAGAACAUUGAUGUGAAAGGUCAAGACUUUGAGCUUUUGCCAUUUGGGUCGGGAAGAAGGAUGUGUCCUGGUUAUAGUCUUGGCUUGAAGGUUAUUCAAUCAAGUUUAGCUAAUUUGUUGCAUGGGUUUACUUGGAAGUUGAGUGGAGAUAUGAAGAAUGAAGAUUUGAAUAUGGAUGAAGUUUUUGGUCUUUCAACUCCAAAGAAAUUUCCUCUUGAUGUUGUGGCAGAACCAAGGCUUUCUUCUUCUCUUUACUCCAUUUAAGCAUUAAUACUUGAAGGGAAUUGCUCUUUUUCCAUUUAAGUUUAGUCUCUAAUAUAAUAUGUGUUCUAGCUGGAUUAUUGUUAUACUAAGUCUCAAGUCAAUCAGAAUAGUUCAAAUGAAAGUGAUACCAUAGGAUAUGAGAAAUAAUAAUGAUGGUCAAAUGUGAGUUUGAAGUUCUACUCUA
Cucumis melo (muskmelon) is the source of this 1779-nucleotide messenger RNA. RefSeq names its product trimethyltridecatetraene synthase-like. Gene Ontology annotation, molecular function: oxidoreductase activity, acting on paired donors, with incorporation or reduction of molecular oxygen; monooxygenase activity; iron ion binding. The record is from RefSeq and is a predicted model, not a curated record. Lineage: Eukaryota; Viridiplantae; Streptophyta; Magnoliopsida; Cucurbitales; Cucurbitaceae. Bases 69 to 1595 code for a protein of 508 amino acids. The transcript is spliced from 2 exons.